This is a messenger RNA of Rotaria sordida, 3969 nucleotides long. The record is from the annotation of a GenBank genome assembly. NCBI's taxonomy places the organism in Eukaryota, Metazoa, Rotifera, Eurotatoria, Philodinida, Philodinidae.
AUGGCAUCAUCAACAAGUGGAGAUACAACUGCAAUAGCUAAAGAAAUUAAAGCACAAUUAAAACAAGCUCGAGAACUUAUUAGUCAAAAAGAUCAUACUGGAGCUUUGAAAUUAUGUGAAGCAAUUAUUAAAAAAGAUAAAACAUGUUAUACAGGUUGGAUUAUGAUUGCUGCUUGUGCACAAGAAUUGAAACAAUUUCAUCAAGCACAGGCCGCUUUGAAUAAAGCACUUGAACUUGAUGAAAAUCAACCUAUUGCUUAUCAAGGUAUGAUACAAUUAGGUGAACGUGCUCCAGGUUUUCUUAGUGAAAGUGAUAUUACUAGUGCAUAUCGAAAAUUAUGUUCAUUGAUUCGUGCAUCUGAUCCAACAAAAUUCUUCGAUCAUGCAAAAAAAUAUAUUGAAUAUUUAAAGAAACAAAUUGAAUUUCAAUCAACAACUACAGAUGAACAAAAUAAUCUAUAUCGGAUACAAUUAGCUGAACUUUGUAAAGAUAUUGUUGAAGAAAAACGUCUUCAAUUAAGUCAAGAAGAUGAACGAUUAUAUCGAUUAUUGUCUAUUGAUAUACUUUCACCGAUAAAAACACUUUCAACAAGUUUAAAUGAAUUUUUGAGUAGUAACUAUUUUUGGCUAUCACAAAGUAGUUCAGAUAAUAUUCAACGUUUAAAUUACUAUGAAAAAUAUAUUAAAUCAAUUUGUCAAAUGGGUCGUCCUAGUUCAGAUAUUAUUGAUUAUUGUAAUGAAUGUUUAACACUAUUUCCAAAUUCGACAAUAGCUCAAAAUACAAUAAUAACUAUUGUUCUUGAAACAUUAUUACCACAAAUAUAUGAUUCAUUGGCCCCUGUAGCAAAAUUAACUGAUGCAUUAAAUCGUAUUCGUUCAGAUGAGAAUAAUCAAAUAUCAGCACCAUCGAUUUGUGGUAAAGCUUAUUUUUUAAUUCGAAAUGGAAAAUAUUCAACUGCACUCGAAUCAUUACUUAAUCUUAAUCAAGAAGAUGAUAGUUAUCAUCUUGUACUUAUUCUUCAAAUGGUUUGUUAUACUCAUUUACACAUUAUUAAAGAGACAAUAGACAUUAUUAGUAUUGCACGAACAAAAUUGACAAAUUUUAUUGUGAAAGAUGUUGUAUUAUCAAUUGAAUCGUUAAUAGAUCUUUGCUUAGCUAUGAUUACCUAUGAUCAAGGUCAAUAUGAAAAAUCUAUUCAAUUAUUUAAUAAAGUUCGAAAUGUAUUAAAUAAAUUUCAUGAUCGAGCAGUUAAUGGUCAAUUUAAUGCUUAUAUAAAGUUGAAUACAUCAACUGAUGCUCGUACAUGUUACGAAAUAAUAAAAGAUCAUUUAGAUCCAAGUCAAGAAGUAUCUUGUCGUCUUCAGUUAGCUCUAAUUGAAGAAUAUCCUAGUGAACUUCUUAAAAUAGUACAAAAUGCAUUAAAAGAAGCUAAUGAUAAUGAAGAAUUAUUUGAGUUAACUGUUCAAGGAUGGUUAUCAGUUGGUCAAGCUUAUUUAUCUAUUCAACGUUCAAAUGAUAUGUUUGAUAAAGAUCAAUGCAAAUAUGCAUUUAAUAAAGCUAUUGAACUUGAUGAAUAUUUUUGGGAAAGUUAUGCAUGUUUAAGUCGAUAUUAUAAUGAAAUUGAACAAAGUUUACCUGAAGCAUUAGCUUAUUCAAAACGUGCUUUUGAAUUAAAUGAAAAUAUUGAAAGUGUACAAAUAAACUAUGUUGAUAAUCUCCUUCAAGCUGAACAAAUUUAUGAUGCAUUAGAAAUCCUUGAACGUAUACUUGCUAUGAAUAAUACAAAAACUUGGGCACAUUUUCGUUUUGGACUUGUUUCUCUUCGAAUAAAUAAUGUUUAUAAUGCUGUUAAAGCAUUACAAAUCGUUUCUCGACGUCCACCUGUUUCUGGUGCUACUUGGUCAGCAUUAGGUGAUGCACAUUUACAUACAAAUAAUUUAAAAACAGCAUUAAGUUGUUAUAGUAAAGCAACAUCAUUAGAACGUGAAACACUUUAUUCAUUAACAAGACAAGCAUUUACUAUGACAUUACUUGGUCGUUAUAAUGAAGCUAUUUCAUUAUUUGAUAAAGUUAUUGAUCAAUCACCAAAAUAUAUUUUAGCUCGAAAAGGCAAAGGUGAAGCUCAUUUUUAUCUUGCUAUUCAACAACUAGGACUUUAUAAAGAUCAAUUAGCAGUUUUUCAUGUUCAGCAAUCACUUACAGCCUUUCAUGAUGCAUUAUGUUUACAAUCUAAUUAUGCAUGUUUAUGGAAAAAAUAUGGUGAUGCAUGUAUGCUUCUUCAUCCGAUCAAUGAUGCUUUAAUUCAUAUACGAUUACCAUCAUUAACAAAAAAAUUUGAUGAAAAUAAAAUAAAAGAUACUGAUGGUUGUAUUGUUUUAAAAAAAAUUGAUCUACUUCAACGUGCACAAAAAUGUUUCAUGAAAGCAAUUCAUCUUAAAUCACGUUCAGCAGUAUAUUGGUCAUGUCUUGCUCAAUGUGUUUAUAUUCAAGCACGUUAUAAUUCAGAUGAUCAACGUAUGCUUAUGCUAGCAUUGGAAUAUAUGAAAGUGGCGAUUUCAUUAAAACCCAAUGAUCAUUUAUUAUGGAAUGCACUUGGAGUUGUUGCAGCACAUCCAGCUUUGAAUGAAUCUGGUUUUGCUCAACAUUGUUUUUUUAAAUCACUUCAAUUACAACGAUCAGCUAUAGUAUAUACAAAUCUGGGCUUUCUCUAUUAUCGUCAUGAAAAUAUAGAAUUAGCAAAUAAAGCAUUUUCCAAAGCUCAACAAACUGAUCCAAUGUAUUCAUUAGCUUGGAUUGGACAAGCACUUAUAGCUGAAAAAAUUGAUUAUAAUGAGUCUAUUGAUCUCUAUCGUCAUUGUGUUGAUCUUUCCAAUCACUCCCAAGGUUUAUAUGGUUAUGGAAAAGCAAUUGCACGUCUUCUUAUUAAACCAACUAAUAAAUCAAGCGAUAUUUAUCGAUAUUCAAUUGAUUAUUUAGAUGGUAAUCAACGAGCAUCAGAUGCAUUGACUAAAUAUAUUCAACGAAAUCCACAAGAUGUAAAUGCUUUACAAUGUUUGGGCAUUAUUCAUGAAUUUAAUCAACGUUUUAUUCAAGCUGCUAAUGCUUAUCAACUUUCGUUGACUUAUAUGAAUCAACAAAGUGAACUAUCAAAAAUGAUACGAAAUGAUUAUGCACGUGUUAAAUGUCGAAGUGGUGAUAUACAAUUAGAUGCAUUUGUUUUACAAGAUAAUAAAAUAACAUUACUUGAUGUUCUCUGGUUAGCAAUAGCUUAUGGAAAAAUGAAUAAACAAAUCGAUGCUAUUGAAAUUUUAAAACGUUUUAUUGAUGAUUCAACAACAUCAAAUAAAGAUCGUUCAAUUUUAUUAACUUUUCUUGGACUUUAUCAACGUAAAAUUGACCCACAAACAGCAGUUAAAAAUCUUUUUAAAAGUUAUUCAACUAAACCUGUUUGUUCAAGUGCAGUUACUGCACUUUGUGCUAUGGGAAUGAUUAUAUCAGAUAAUCGAAUAACAUUAGCAGCUUUAAAAGAAAUGCCAAAAUUAACCGAUUCGAACUAUACAAUGGAUAUACAUUUAUUAACAUGUUUAUCAAUGUUUUUAACUAAUAAAACUCGUGAAGUAUAUAAUUAUACAAUGAAUGCUGUUCAUAGUUAUCCAUGGUUAACAGGGGCAUGGGUAUUAGCUUUAAUUGCACGUAUUCAAAUGGGUAAUCCAUUAGGCGUAUUACAAAUGAUUGAAGGAAUUUGUCGUUCAAAUUUUUCAACACUUGAUGAGAAAAUGGUAAUUCUUGUUGCUAAAGCAUUACAUCAUAUAUCACUUGAACGCCAUGAACAUAUUUUACAUCUAUUUCAAAUGUUGAUUAUGCAUCGUCCAGCUUUACUUGAUUUACGUAUUUCAUUGGCACAAUAUAUUCAAUCAUUCGAUCAAUCAUUUGGUCAAUCUUUACUCCCUAAAACUACUUCUCUGUGA